Molecule: messenger RNA, 2885 nt
Organism: Peromyscus leucopus (white-footed mouse)
Lineage: Eukaryota; Metazoa; Chordata; Mammalia; Rodentia; Cricetidae
Gene: Spats2
Product: spermatogenesis associated serine rich 2
Exons: 12
Coding region: 400-2016 (538 amino acids)
Cellular component (GO): cytoplasm
Molecular function (GO): protein binding
Source: RefSeq, a predicted model, not a curated record
GGGGGGAGGAGCGCGGCAGGGACGGCGGCGGCUCCCGGGGACGAGGACCAGGAGGAGGAGGAGGAGGAGGCUCUUCUUUCCUCACCCCAGACCCAGGAGCGUCCGGGACGCAGAGCCCGGAACUGGGGGGACGCGGCGACUGCGGGGAGCCCGGGCUAGAGUCUCCCUGGAAAAAGACAUGACUGUCUGCAAUGAUACAUCCUGACAAGAAGUUGAUGCCAGAGAAGGAAGAGAAAUUAACAACUAGUGAAGAGAACUUGAAACAACCAGGAUUUUGCAUUUGUUACUUCUAACUACAGUCUAUUGCCCACUUUUAAAUUAGCAGGAUUCCUAGAACUUGGACAAAGAUAUUUUCUUCUGUAUUGUCAUUAUUAUUUUUUUGACAUUGGGAAAACUGCCAUGUCUAGGAAACAAAGCCAGAAGGAUUCAUCAGGAUUCAUUUUUGAUUUGCAGUCCAAUACUGUACUGGCCCAGGGAGGAACUUUUGAGAACAUGAAGGAGAAGAUAAACGCAGUGCGUGCAAUAGUUCCUAAUAAGAGCAACAAUGAAAUCAUCCUGGUUCUGCAGCACUUCGAUAAUUGUGUGGACAAAACAGUACAAGCAUUCAUGGAAGGUAGUGCCAGUGAAGUACUCAAAGAAUGGAUAGUAACAGGCAAGAAAAAGAACAAAAAGAAGAAAAGCAAACCAAAACCUGCAUCAGAAGCAAAUAGCAGUGCCCCAGACUCCAGUAAGUCGGUGCCCACUCAGGAGGAUCAGCCUGCAUCUUCAGAGAAAGGGGGCGUUAACGGUUACCAUGUUAACGGUGCCAUCAAUGAUGCCGAGUCUGUGGACUCACUCAGUGAAGGUUUGGAGACACUUUCAAUAGAUGCCAGAGAAUUGGAAGAUCCUGAGUUUGCCACACCAGAUACACUGGACAGAACCGGAUCUGUGCUGGAGAAUGGUGUCUCUGACUUUGAGCCCAAAUCUUUGACUGCACACACUAUUCCGAAUGCCCAGCAAUCCCGGAAUGCUGCCAAAUCUCACUCGCGGACCACCACAGGAGCCCAGGUUUCAAGUCUGGGAGUGGAGAAUGUUCCACUGUCUUCUACCAAUAAAAAGCUAGGUUCUAAUAUUGAGAAGUCUGUGAAAGACCUCCAGCGCUGCACAGUAUCUCUUGCGCGAUAUCGAGUUGUAGUUAAAGAAGAGAUGGAUGCAUCCAUUAAGAAGAUGAAACAAGCCUUUGCUGAACUGCAGAGCUGGCUCAGCAUACAUAAGCAUCUUGCUCCUUGUUCCUCCGCAGUGGAGAUCCUGCUCGGCCGGCAGAAGAAAGCGGAGGUUCUGAAGAAGAUGACAGAUGUGGCCGUCCGCAUGUCAGAGGAGCAGUUGGUGGAACUCAGGGCUGACAUCAAGCACUUUGUUAGUGAGCGGAAAUAUGAUGAAGAUCUUGGAAGGGUAGCCCGGUUCACCUGUGAUGUGGAGACUCUGAAACAGAGUAUCGAUUCAUUUGGACAAGUGUCCCAUCCAAAGAACAGCUAUUCAAGCAGAUCUCGAUGCAGCUCAGUGGUGUCCAUGUCCUUGAGUGGCCCGGGUGAUGGUCCUGCUGCUUCCUCUUCGCCGUGUGCCUCUGUCCCCAGCCUUCCAGGUGCUAACAAGAGAAACUGUGCCCCAGGGGAGACUUCAGCAGCCGUGACAAACCCCAGUGACAGGCCCUGCCAGGCUCAUCGGGAGGUAUUUCCAGGCAACAGGCGAGGAGGACAAGGCUACAAGCCACAAAACCAAAAGACCACUGACCCCACAAACCAAGGGCGGCAUGACAGUGUGGGUCGUUACAGAAACAGCUCGUGGUAUUCAUCGGGGUCCCGGUAUCAGAGCACUCCACCUCAGGCCCCAGGAAACUCGGAAUGGAGCCCCGCUUACUCUGCAGGGACCAAUGGGAUUGGAGCCAGCGCCGUGCCUAGUCCACCCAAGCCUUCGUUCAAAAAGGGGCUCCCCCAGCGCAAACCGAGGACCUCUCAGGCCGAAGCCGUGAACUCUUGAGGGAAAUUCCAGUUGGCCUCUCUCUUCUGUCCCAUUCAGUUCAACCUAGUAACUGGACUUUAGGAGAUGUACACUUAGACAUAAUAACAAAAAGAAAUGUAUGCGUAUCACUUCGGGCCAUCCUAACUAGGUGUGGCUUCUUCUCUCACUGUUUUUUUGAGGGAAAGCUGUUUUUCCUUGGUCUUUCCUGGUGAUGUGGACUGACUCGUUAGGCCAUUUCACCAGGACCCAGGAGAACUGCUGUCGGUUUCCCAGGGGUAAGCGGUCUUUCUCCAGUACGCCUGUCUUCCAGCUGCCUGAAGAGCCUUACUCCGCACGCCCACCCCAGAGGCUGUCUUAGGAGGAUGUCAGCACUAGUCUGUCACCUCUCCAUGCGAAGCAGAUGCCACAGGUGCUGCCAGGCUCCCCCGCAAUGUCACCUGAGCAGGGGCAGCGAGGAGGGGACUUUAUACUGCAUCAGCCAGAAAAGGGAAAUCGACGUGAGUUUGUGAAGAGGGGAGAACGCUAGGGACGCUUGAGAAGCUGCCUCUGUUUGGAAUGUGCCUGAGAUCCGACGCAAACCGGUUUCAGUCCCGUGCUUGGCACUGUACCCUAAACUGCAGUGUCUUCAACAUGCCCAAAGCCUUGGCUCCUCUCCCCUCGGGCUGCAGCCCAGUCUAAGGAAGUCGACGGGAAAGUAGCAUUUGAAGUUCUUAAAAGAAAAAAAUGGUUUUUCUUUGUUUGAGUGUUUGGAGGUUUUUGUUGUUUCCUCUUCCCCGAAUCCGGUUAGGACCCAGUCUCUAGUCAUGAUUAGUGUUAACCUGAGGUUACCCAGCACAGUCGGUGCGGUCCUCUUUAUAGGAGAAUAAAUAAAAGCAACCUCAUCCAUG